Molecule: messenger RNA, 2562 nt
Organism: Vitis vinifera (wine grape)
Lineage: Eukaryota; Viridiplantae; Streptophyta; Magnoliopsida; Vitales; Vitaceae
Exons: 5
Coding region: 411-2459 (682 amino acids)
Source: RefSeq, a predicted model, not a curated record
AAGGAGAAAGGAGCAUGAUAUCUCUCACCUUGCACCCCACAACCCACCUGCGCACGUUAGUCAUCACUCCUUUCUCUCUCUCUCUUAGACUUCUCUCUCUCCUGCAGUUCCCUGUCUCCCAACGAUCUGAUUCCCUCUUUCUCUCUCCAAAACCCCUUUUGGGUUUAACCCAUUUUUUUCUCUGUUUUUUUGUCUCCCCGCUGCUGAAUUCUGUGACUUUUUUGCUGAGGGAAUUGGAGAUUUUUGGGCAUUUUAAUGGCUGAAUGCCCACUCUCUCCAUUUUCUCACUCCUGUUGUGCAGGUUCGGGGCCUAAAAACAAUGUGAAAGGUCCUCAUAGGACUUGGUUGCUCCUGAGGAUGGAUGAACUGAUCUGAGAUGUGAUGCUUUUAUCGGUUCUUGCAAGGACAAAAUGUUAAUACAGGGAGAUUUUGAUCUGAAUUCUGCACAAAGAUAUGCUGAUUCGACCAAAGAAGUUUUAAAGCAGACAAUACUGGAUCAGGAGAUUAUAUUUAGGAAGCAGGUUCAUGAACUCCAUCGAUUAUAUGGGAUACAAAAGACUCUGAUGGAGAAUCUCAGCUGGAAAGAGCUUGAAAGUUAUGAUUCAUGGAAAGCAAGCACACAAUCAAACCUGGUGGGCUCUACCCAAUUUAUAAACCAGGAUUUGUUAGAAGAGCACCAAGGUGUUUGCUCCGAGCUUCAGCCAAGGCAUUCUAGUCUUCAAAAGAGGCCUUUUGAUCUUCAACUUCCUGCUGAUCAGUAUAUCAGUAGCAUCGAUAUGGACCUUCCAGAAAAAGGGAAGAGUUGGGAUUCUCUAAAAGAAUCCUUAGGUGAUAAGAGUUCUUUUCUUGGGAAUAAUGUUUCUAAUCCAGAGUUUUUGAAGCUUUCCUUGUGUAUUGGAGAGGAUACUAGCAAGAAGGGAGGUGGCAGUAGAAACAGGUACAGUGAGAAGACAUUUUCCUGCGCCCAGUAUGUUAUUGAUUUAGAAGAAUCAACAGAAAAAGGAUCAGAUGAGGAUACUCAAACUGUGUCCCCUCUCAUCUUUGCUGGCCUGACCCCUUCUUCAGGAGACAAGCAUGAGCUGCAAGCUUCUGUUUUAUCUAAUCUGGCCACCUCCAAAAGUGGAAAGAAAGAUCCAGAAGAUGGGACCAUGAUGAGUUGCUCUAUUGUUGAUGGCAGCGAAAGCUAUCAAGAGCAAACUUGUUUUCAUCAAGGGCUCAAUGAGAGUUAUGGUGACGUCAGGAGUAAUAAUCUGUUCACCAAGAAGCAACAGUUCACUUCUUAUGUAGCAGGGCAGAUGGAUCUCAACAGGAUUCAGUUUGAAGAUUCAUCAUGUUACUCAAAUGAUGUUGUGGUGCCCUAUCCUUCAACAGCAAGCUCUUCAGGUAUUCUUCAUGGACUAGAUGGUCAGUUUGAGGAAGGUGGUUGUCCUACCAUGACUUGCUGGAGAAAACCAAAUGCUGACAGCCUCAAUGAAAAUUCCGACACACUUCCCACUCUGACGGACUCCAACAAUAAAAGUAAUAGUACUGAGAUUUUGCCUAUAAGUGCCAAAUCCAAUGGAAGUAAUGGAAGCGAACUGUGCCCUAUAGACCUUGAGUCUGUAUCUGGCCCCGCAUUAGAUCUCUGUGAGGAUCCUGGAAGAUGCUGUAGCAGUACCCAAAAUGAAGUGGACUUGCCACUAGAACCUCCAACCGGUCUUUUACAUGAUGGUGAAGAUACUGUAUUUUCAUUCCCAUAUCGGAGUCACAGUACCGUUCAAGAUGGGAACUGCAAGUCUGACUGUAUUGCUGACAACAAUUCCAGCAGCAUCAAGACAAUGUUAUCUAGAGUUGAAUUGGGAGGUUCAAAUCUUUCUACUUUCGAUGAGCUCCCAAAAAGCCAGAUAUGGUCUCAAGUUGCAGAAACGCCAUUCAGUGAGCAGGAUAGCAGUGAAUCAAAACACCAAUGCCACACAAAGAAGGAUGAAGAGUCAGAUGUAAAUGCUUUGGUCCAGAAGGCAGCCGAAUCACUCAUCCAUAUCUCAUUGGAAAGUUCAGCUUGUUAUCAAGAAUGUUUUACCAACAAGGGAUCCCAUGAAAGGGAAAAUGACAAAAGGGAACAGCCACAAUAUUCUUCUGAUUCUUUCGAGUCAAUUACACUGAAGCUAAUGGAAAGCAGUGCAGAUGACUACUCUGUAUCAUCAAUGCCAUUUGAGGUAAAUGGAUCAGAAGAAAAAGAUUUUGGUUUUAAGCUGAGAAGAGGGAGGAGAAUGAAAGAUUUUCAGAGGGACAUAUUACCUGGACUAGCAACUCUUACCAGACAUGAAAUAUGUGAGGAUAUAAACAUUCUGGAUGGAGUUAUUAGAUCAAGAGAGUACCGGAGGAUGAGAUCCAAAAUGGGCAAUGGAGAGAAUUGCUGUACACCCUUGAGAAGCAGAAGGUCUAGACGUAAUUAUGGUGGCCGAAGAAAUCAUUUAUGAAAAUUCAUAUCAAGUUUGUGACCGCAUCACAUAUGAAAAUAGAAUUAUUGUGGACCCAUAUACCAGAAAUAAUUUUUAAAUCCGUGUACUGAUUUUCAGAUUA